AUGGCGAGGAAUUCAGUAGAACAACUGUCAGGAGGUGAAUCCAGCAGUGCCGGAUACGGCGGAGGGGUUGGAGGUGGAGGAGGGGUUGGAGGUGGAGGAGGGGUUGGAGGUGGCGGGUUUGGGGGCGGAUACAGUUCAUUGGACGAGAACGCAAUGUUUGAACCUCCAGAUGUAUUUUGUGCACUUGGGUCACUCAUUGUAGAGGGUAGACUUCCGGGUGAGCAUCCCGCUCCUCUACACUGGAAGGGUGGGACAGGACGUGGAGGGGGUAGAGGACUGGUUGGAGAAGGACAGUAUGGUGGAGGUGAGGGUGUAGGGAAGGGAGGUGGACGAGGCUAUCAAGAAGGUCCUCAUGUAGAACUACCAGGCAGGAUAUCCAGGCAUAGAUGCUCCUCGGAACAAUACUUG
Molecule: messenger RNA, 408 nt
Organism: Eurytemora carolleeae
Lineage: Eukaryota; Metazoa; Arthropoda; Copepoda; Calanoida; Temoridae
Product: glycine-rich cell wall structural protein 1
Exons: 2
Source: RefSeq, a predicted model, not a curated record